Molecule: messenger RNA, 5459 nt
Organism: Monodelphis domestica (gray short-tailed opossum)
Lineage: Eukaryota; Metazoa; Chordata; Mammalia; Didelphimorphia; Didelphidae
Source: RefSeq, a predicted model, not a curated record
CAGAUGGAAGCCUGGAUGGGCGCCGCCGCCCGCUCUUGGUCGGACACCCCAGAAGGCCGUGGCAGUGCCCUUGGGGCUUGGACACGUGGAUGCUCACUUUGGCUCCUGGUCACUCUCCGGAUUCACGUCCCUAGCUGCCCCUCCCCCUCCCUGGACCAACGGUUCCUCUCCCCUCCCCUCCCCCUCUCAACGGUCGUCCCUCUUCCCACGGGCGCGCGCUCACGGGCCGUUGGGGCGGGAGCGAGCCUCCCCUGCCCAUCGCAGCUGGGGCGUGUGCACGGAAGGGUGCGUGUGCACGGCAGCCGGGCUCGCUCCCGCGCUCGCUCCCGGGCUGGCUGUGAGCACGCGGCGGCGACAGCACAGUCGUUCCUGGCUCCGCUCCUCCCCAUUCUCGUCCUUCGUCCUCUGUGGCUCCUCUACGACCUCGCCCUGAGCUCCGGCCCCGCGAUGAAAGGUCUGCUGGGAAGAAAACUGAUUUUGGAGAAAGAAAACUGCCGCGAUGAGCAGUUUAAGAUUUCCUCCGUGGAUCUGGAAGACCAGCCGCUCCUUGGCGGGAUUUCGAGCACCGAAGACGAGAUCGUGACGGAGAUCUUCAGCCAGGACAGCCAGUUCAUUCCGGAAAACAUCAACCUGAAGGGUGCAGUGAUUAGUAAGCACGAUGACGACGACGAGUUCCACUCCUUUAAAGACGCCUACUUCGCCGCCGCCGACCCGCGGGAGACGCUGCUGCACUCCUUCAACCCCCCCCUCAACGUGGAUUGCAACAACAAGGUCAAGGUGGAGCGCCUCGUCGACGAGAACAACGAGGAAGAAAUCCUCGAAGACUAUUCCGGUCUGCCCGAGCUCAACCCCCUGGAGGAGACCAUGCUGCCCUCCCCGUCGCAGCUGCAGCCUCACGCCUACAACGUCCACUUCCUGUCUUCCUUGAGGACUCAGCACAGGAACCCGCCCAGUGUCCUGCCCCUGGGGGCCUGGGCGGCUCGGGAAGGAGCGGCUCAUCACAAUGUCCGCGUGAUCCCAGUGGAGAUAAGGGAAGCAGUUGGUGCCAUUACUGCUAACAACCAGGACGAAGCUGUUUUUCAGAAUGCCCAUGCUCAGGAGAGCUGCUGCAAGUUCCCACCAUCACAAGAACCAAUGGAGAAUUCCAGCUGUUCCCAUAAGAAGGAGUCUAACCCAAUGGUAAUCUGCCAGCUGAAAGGGGGCACACAGAUGCUGUGUAUAAACAAUUCGGGCACAAGAGAGCUCAAAGCAGUUCAUUUGGUUCCUCAGUAUCAAGAACAAAAUAAUUAUCUGCAGCCAGAUGUGUCUAAACCUUUGACUACCUUAGUUGGAAGAUUUCUGCCAGUACCAGCUAAAUUAAAUCUCAUCACACAGCAACUUGAUAAUGGCGCCUUAUCGUCUGUAGUUAAUGGAACCACCUUCCCUUCAGGAUCAAAUCUUCAAGGGCCAGCAAAAAUUACUUUAGCUGGGUACUGUGAUUGUUUCGCCAACGGGGACUUUUGCAACAACUGCAACUGCAAUAAUUGUUACAACAAUUUACGCCACGAAAUCGAACGCUUUAAAGCCAUCAAGGCCUGUCUGGAUCGAAAUCCAGAAGCCUUCCAACCCAAGAUUGGGAAAGGAAAAUUGGGGGACAUUAAGCCUCGCCAUAACAAAGGUUGUAAUUGCAAGAGGUCAGGCUGCCUUAAGAAUUACUGUGAGUGCUACGAGGCCAAAAUUAUGUGUUCUUCUAUUUGCAAAUGUAUUGGUUGCAAAAAUUAUGAAGAAAGCCCAGAACGCAAAACCCUCCUGAACAUGCCCAACUAUGUGGAGAUCGGAGGCUCUGAAGGCGGCCAUCUUUUUUCGCCAUCCAAGUUUGCCGUAUUGCCCAAGUUCAGGAAAGACAGGCCACCUUAUACAUGCAUCUCCUGGGAAGUGGUGGAAGCGACCUGCGCCUGCCUCCUCGCCCAAGGGGAAGAGGCCGAGAAGGAGCACUACUCGGAGUGCCUGGCUGAGCAGAUGAUCCUCGAGGAGUUUGGGAGGUGUUUGUCGCAGAUUCUUCACACUGAAUUUAAGUCCAAAGGCUUGAAGGUCGAGUAGCAGCCUGGGGCAUCGGAUCCAGCCAGUGCCAGCGGGGAGCUCUCCCAUGACCAUGUUCAGAAUGGAAACUCUAUGUCUCGGUGUUUGUAGGAAGCAUGCAGGCAAGCCCAGUGCAGAGCGAAUGGCCCUCUGCACCCGGCAAUGUAGGGAAUCCACUCACUGAACAAUCUUGGGGAAGGGUCUCCAUAAUGUAGUUAUCUGGGGAGGGGGAGUGUUGGGUUUGGGAAUCCCAGGAGAGGUCUUUGGAUUAGGAAGUCACCUGCUAGGAGGUUGGCAAGUAGUGGGGUGCCUGGGAGGGAGAACCAUUCCUGGUGGAUGCCGGGACCUCUCCUGGCCUCAACCCCUCCAGAGAAUUCUCUUGCGCACAGCCACUGUCCUCCACAAAAACCUUUAGGUCAUAAUCUUCUCUUUGGCAAUUCUUUGGAAGUGUAUCUCCCCACUGAGCUACAAUGGCUGAAGAAUUGUGAACUCCCCAAGAGUCCCGAUAGGGUAGGUGGGCCCUAGAAUCACCCAAAUUAGCCGCCCUGUGCUGAGGAUGUAAAGAAACCCAACACCACCCCGGGGCUCGUUUAGGACUUGGAGAGUUGGCACCCAUUGGGUUUCUCUUGAAGGUGGAAAGGGGCCAUUUACCCCCAAAGCUCUCCAUCCUUAGUGCUGUUAUUAUUCUCAUUACUAUUGUUUAUACAAACCAGAUAAGCAGCCCCGCGUUGACAUGCAGAUGGGCUGGAUUCGUGUCCUGUGUCAACGUAAGGUUCAGUGGCAGACACAAAGUUGGGGAACGAUCCAGAGAUCCACAAGACAUACAUUGAAACCUCUUCCCUGGCUCUGCGAGUGGUAAUUAGUGAUGGCAGCUGCCCCUAGGAUGGUUUGCCCAUCCAAAUGACAGGCUGGCUCAGUGAGUGGCAUUCGCAAUAUCCUUGUGCCUGUGAACACAGAAGCAAACUAACUGGUCAUUACAGAAAAGCCCGAGUCUUUGCUCCAUAGAGAUAUCAUAACCCAUCAGUCAUCGGGGAAAAAGCAAAACUCAGUCCCGGAGGAGAGACUCCGGAAAAGGGAGGGAGGCAGGCAGGGAAUACUCAGUCCUUUCCCUAUUCCAUUUGGGGGUCCCUAGGAGAAGGCCAGAAGAAGAGAAGGUCCAGUCAGGGCUCUGAGGUGGAGGUGGGGGUGACAAAGGCCAGGCUCUCUAGCUAUUGAGCCUUGCUUGGCCUCCCAAGGAACAGAACCACUCCCCAUGGAGCCUGAAAGGCAGAAGGGGACUGGGGGGCCCCCAGACUCAUCCUUUGUAUUUGUUGGAUGGAGGAAAGAGUCACCUUGACAGAGCUGUGAAGGGAUGUCUGGCAUUAUGGAGGGGGAAGAGGACUCGGCUCUCUGAAGGAAGCCUGAUGAGCCAAAUCCAUGCAUCCUUGGCUGCAGAGACCUCAAAAGUCCCUGACCAGGAAAGGGGGGGGCGGCAAAGGAAAAGGAAGGGUCAGAGCAGACAUAGGGAUUCCUCUAGGCUUGUGCCUUGGGACGCAAGCCUUGACUGCAUCCCCUGCACACUGCUGGGCCAGGCAAGGAGCAAUUUUUCCAAUACCAACUGCAGCCAGGUGUGCCAAAGCUAGGAAGUCUGGGAAGACCCAAAAGUUAUCUGUCUUCCCUAUGCCUUGGGGAGGGCACCCUCCUGGCAGACCCCUCCGGGAAGAGAGAAUCUGACUGGAUCAAUAGGGGGCAAGGCCAGUCAUGCACCGCAUUAUUUUUAAAGUGAGAUCCGAGACUGACAUCUCUUUAAGUAACUACGCUGUAACACUGGAGUAAUGGCUGAAAAUGCAAGUUUUUCUAGGAUAACUGAAAAACUAUACAACUAACUUUAUUUUCAAUAGGGAAAACUGAUACAGUAUUUAAAUCUAGAAAGAUAUCAUGCCCUUAUCUCAUGCCAUAGUCAGUCAAGUUUAGACAACUUGCAUCUUUCUCACCAGCUAUCAAAAAGCAAGGUUGAUGUCAAACCAUAACCUGUAAUUGGGAAGAAGAUGAGCCCCCCACCCCCACCCUACCCCAGCCUCCUUCCUCCCCUCCCCACCCCCCGCUCUAGAAGCCCAGACUGAUCCCUUGCCAGAACUGAGCAGGGCAUUAGAAACCAAUGAGAUGAACUCUGAAGUUUCUCUUCCACCCUUCCUCUUUCAAUGAAUGUCUUCCCCAUUGCUAGAAGCCUGGAUGCGAAUGCAGCAGGCAACUGGGACUGGCCAACUUUGGCCACCCCGAAGAGACAGCUUGAUCUUGUUCUGGGCCAUUUGCCCUUUUGUGGCACUUACAAAUAGAAUGGGCUGCCGCGAGCAUCUGUGUAAGGGAGAGUCCUUGCGGUGGCUGGAAGGUUGAAUGGGCAUGUGAUAGGUAGAAAUGAGCCUGAGGCAUGAAGGCUGGGGUCCAGGACUAGCUCUCCCAAUGUACAUUCUUGCCUGCAUCUCUCCCCAUUUAGCUUUAUUUAGCCAGGUGAAUCCCAGCAUCUAAGUCUUAAAGGAGAAAGAGCUGAGAAGGGCCACUAUCCACCAGCACUGCCUGCUCCCUAGGAAGCCGCCUCUCUUUGGUUAGGCCUGGUGGGUUCAUGUAAAGCUGAAAACACAGCUUUGCUGCUUCCCCUUACUCCCUGCCUGGAAAUCAUCGGGCUUCAUCCACUCCAGUUUGUGGCUCGAAACAGGGACAGCUGGGAAGGGUGAGGAUGGGGAGAGCGGCACUGGCAUCCCCCCCCCCCCAACCCUGGGCUAGCAUGUGCUUAUAGUCUUCCCCAGAGGACCCCUUUGGGUUUUUCUCACUCCUGCUUUCAUAGACCCCAUUGCAGGGCGGGAGCUGGCCAGCGUCUCGACUGCUGAAAUUGUCCAAGUCCCCCUCUGGCUCUCAGGUCUGGGGAGAAGGGAACUUGUUUCCUCCUUGGGUCAGAAGGAAGGGUGGUUUGCCUUCCUGCAAAAGAGAAGUUGAGGUCAUUGACUGAAUUGAAAACACUGUCCAACCUCCUGGUCAUAGUUGUACUAGUUACUGUUAUCCUUCAUAACCUCAAUAGGCCCUUCAUGUUAUUUUAACCACUUAGCUGCUAUUUUUUUUAACUUGGUAAACGUAUCAUUUCACUGAUAGCUAAUUGAAAUUUUUUCUCUUCUUUAAUGUUAUUCUUGGAUACAUUUAUUAUUUUUAAUAAGUAAAAAUUAUCUGGGCCACCCCCAAAAUAAUAAAGUUAAACAACAGUUAGCUUUCAUAGUUAUUAUAUCUGUUGCUGGUGUCAAUUGCCUAGGAUUGAAUGCUCUUAAUUUAAUUGAGAGCUCUUAAUUGGGACUCAACUGACUCACAUUUAUUUAUUGCUAGAGAAAAAUUAUAUCCAUUGGUAUUUUGAUUUAGAAAAUAAAUGCUUAAAUUUA